GAGAGAUUAAAUGGGUAUCAUUAGUUACAGACAGACUGUAAACCACUAACACACUUGAUAGCCUGUAGGGACCUAAAAUUAAUUCCCAUUCAAAAUCCUAUUUUCCCUAAACCUUUACCCUAACAUGUAACUUAACCAAACCCUAAUUCUAACCCUAAUCGUAAACCUAACCCCUAAGAUUAAAAUAGCCUUUGUCCUCAUGGGGAUGUGGGAAAUGUCCCCACAAGGUAGAACUAUCCUUGUUUUACUAUCCUUGUGGGGACUUUUGGGGAUUUCAGGUCCACACACACACACACAACUUUAGGAAUGGGACAUAUCAUAUUUUUAUAUGUAAAAGUAUCUUACUGCUCUAUUUUAUUUAGAAUUUACAGAAUCCUUCUAACUUGUUGAAACUCGCCGAACAAUGACUCCCACCAAGACAAGCCAGGACGGCUCUCACCGUGACAGCUCAGUGGUUGCAUCUGUCUCAAAUAGCCCCCCAACACAGAUGCAUAUCAACAAAGGUUCCACCCUAACCCCCUCUGAUGGCUCAGGGGACUCAGCAGGGUGGUCAGCCACUGUGAAGACCCCAGCCUCCGGGACCACCAGAGCCACAGCCAGCCAGGCCAGGGGAGCAGGAGCAAAGACCACAGAUACACGUUACGCCAAAAAGAACAUCCCUACUGUCAGAUAUCAUCCAGAUAUCAUCCUAGAGAAGAAUCCUGAGGCCCAUCAGUAUAGUCAUAGCCCUGUCAAGAGCAGCCAGGUCAGGGGUAAGCCUUUGGUCUCUCCCCCCAGGACCAACCAGGUUGGGGGGAGCUCCAUGGUCUCUCCCCCCAGGACCAACCAGGUUGGGGGGAACUCCGUGGUCUCUCCCCCCAGGACCAACCAGGUUGGGGGGAGCUCCAUGGUCUCUCCCCCCAGGACCAACCAGGUUGGGGGGAGCUCCGUGGUCUCUCCCCCCAGGCCCGAAGCCAUGCCUCUGGGGUUAGGUCAGAAGAUGGAGGGUGGCGUUGUGGAGGCGGUGGAGCUCCAGACCCGGGGCCAGAGAGAGAACCCCAGUUGGUUCGCCUGGCGUCAGAACCGCAUUACAGCGUCCAUCGCUCACAGCCUCGCCCACAGCCGCUUCGUCACUGGCAAGAGCCAGACCCCGCCUGCUUCCUAUCUGGCCGCCAUCACCGGCCGUGGCACCAACUUCAAAACCCGCGCCAUGAACUGGGGCAUUGAGCGGGAGGCCGAUGCCGUGCGGAGAUAUCAAAGCCUGAAGAGCAAGGCCCUGGGCCGGGCGGUGAGGGUGCAGGAGUGUGGCCUAUUCAUCGACCCCAAGCGCCCCUGGCUAGCAGGCAGCCCUGACGGCAUUGUAGAGGACCAGAGGACCGGCCAGCGGCUGCUCUGCCUGGAGGUCAAGUGUCCCUACAAGCACCGUCUGAACACUGUAGCCCAGGCCUGUAGAGAGGACCCAGCCUUCUGCCUGACGAUACAGGACCUGGGCGUGGGACAGGUGAGGUACCAUCUGAAACCAGACCACACCUACUACACCCAGAUCCAGUGCCAGCUGGCGGUGACAGGGUUAACCCAGGCUGACCUAGUGGUGUUCACCCUGAAGGAAACAGCCAUCAUCCCUGUGACCUUUGACCCUACAUUCUGGGAUGACACGCUGGUCAAGCUGGAGAUGUUCUACACCGACGCUGUCCUGCCCUACGUCAGAGACAACGGACUGGACGUACCAGCCAUGAGGCCAGAGGAGUAGCUAGCACUUAACACACAGGGGGUGGCUAGCUGGUUCAGGAUGUCAGAUAUAGAAGUCCUGAGACAAACUGUAGUUUGUGGUGAAGGACUGGUCUGGGUAGGGUAAGUGGUAAAGGGCAAUUGAGACUGCAUAGAUAAGUGGUGGAGGAACCUUCUGCUUUUGUCAGGUAGGCUUGGAGAUUUGAACCUAUCACUUUACUGUCAAAUAUUUGAAUGUAAAUAAACCAUGCCUGCCUUAAGACAUCUCAGAUACCUGGAGCUGAUUUCAUGUGUGCAGAGAUCAACCUAUAUGAUCAUCAGUAGUGUGGCAGCUGACCGGAACAUAGAGUAGUUGUGCUGGAGAUCGGCUGCUUAAAUGGACACUAGAAGAUUACAUGCUUAAUGAUCGUGAUGCUUUGCUCCAUUAAAACAAGACCAAACCACAUUAUCUGGUCUGGUGACUGAUGUUGUGUACAAGGUACUUGUGAAAAUAAUAUGUCAUUAUGUAAACAGAAUAACAAUGAGACUAACAAGUUAGUCCUUGACCUUUAUUACUGCAUGUGUCACAUUUAAUAAACAACUCUUAAAAAAAAGUGAA
Oncorhynchus nerka (sockeye salmon) is the source of this 2305-nucleotide messenger RNA. RefSeq lists its product as uncharacterized. The transcript is spliced from 3 exons. The record is from RefSeq and is a predicted model, not a curated record. NCBI's taxonomy places the organism in Eukaryota, Metazoa, Chordata, Actinopteri, Salmoniformes, Salmonidae. The coding region runs from base 404 to 1729 and encodes 441 amino acids.